AUGAAGUAUAAGAGAGGAAGUACAGUGGAGGUAUUUUGCGACAAAUCUUGGCGUUGUGCUCGAAUAGUUUCUAGCAAAGGACACAACUACACCGUCAGUUACGAUGUGUAUCCUGGUUUUACUAACAAGGAUGACGUGGAACACAUAUCAAUAAAAUCUAUAAGGCCGUGUCCUCCUUUGUUUGAAAGUUCAGAAUGUUGGGUUCCUGGUGAUGUGGCGGAAGUGUUUCACAAUCUUUCAUGGAAGAUGGCAAUCGUUUUGAAAGAUAUCGGUUUGGACCAGUUUAUAGUCAGAUUAGUUGGAUCAUUACAAGAGUUUGAAGCAACUAAAUCAGAACUCCGUGUGAGGCAAUCGUAUCAAAAUGGUCAAUGGGUUGUGACUGGCAAGGUUCCUAGUGAUCAUAAAGAGGCAAACGGCUCCGAGCUUUUGAAGUAUGGUACUCAAGACAACCAUCGGUUAAUGGCGUCGCGUAUUGUUUUCUCUAAAACCCGAAAACGCGCUUCACCCGGCUGUGAUUCUCAAGAUGAAAUGAAGAAAAAACGUGCACGGAAGUUAACAAUGUGUGGAAAAGAGGAUAUUGAAGAUCAUGAAAGUGAUGCAGAGUCUGUUUGUCAGUGUGGAUAUCAUGAAGAAAGUCAAAGCCAAGGAACUGAUGAAUCGGGUGAUAACAAGGCAGUGGCAGAUGAAAUUCAUAGACUGGAGUUGCAGGCCUACCGUUACACCAUGGUGUCAUUACAUGCAUCAGGACCCUUAAACUGGGAGAAAGAAACUAUGGUAACAAACCUUCGUAUAUCACUCCAUAUAUCAAAUGAUGAGCAUUUGAUUAUGUUAAAAAACUUACUUUCUGCUUCUAAUAAACAGUCUUAUUAG
Helianthus annuus (common sunflower) is the source of this 870-nucleotide messenger RNA. RefSeq lists its product as uncharacterized. Bases 1 to 870 code for a protein of 289 amino acids. The transcript has 2 exons. NCBI's taxonomy places the organism in Eukaryota, Viridiplantae, Streptophyta, Magnoliopsida, Asterales, Asteraceae. The record is from RefSeq and is a predicted model, not a curated record.